AUGGCAGUAAAAAAAGUGGGAAAAAUUGUAAAGAAGAGAACAAAGAAGUUCACCCGUUUUCAGUCGAACAGGUUUAUGCGUGUUAAGCCUGCAUGGAGAAAACCAAGAGGUAUUGAUUGUCGUGUCAGAAGAAGGUACAAAGGAACGAAUUUAAUGCCAAGUAUUGGCUACGGAAGCAACAAAAAAACGAAAUAUUUGUUACCAAAUAAUAAGUACAAAUAUAUAGUAAGAAAUGUGAGAGAAAUGGAACCGUUAAUUAUGAACAACACAAAGUACUGUGUGCAAAUUGCUCAUAAUGUUUCGAGUAAAAAGAGAAGGGAAAUCAUUGAGAGAGCCAAACAAAUGAACGUGUCGGUUAUUAAUGCCAAAGCUAGGUUACAAAAAACGGAAGAAUAA
This is a messenger RNA of Plasmodium cynomolgi strain B, 396 nucleotides long. RefSeq names its product 60S ribosomal protein L32. The transcript is spliced from 2 exons. Gene Ontology annotation, biological process: translation. Gene Ontology annotation, cellular component: ribosome; cytosolic large ribosomal subunit. Lineage: Eukaryota; Apicomplexa; Aconoidasida; Haemosporida; Plasmodiidae. The coding region runs from base 1 to 396 and encodes 131 amino acids. Gene Ontology annotation, molecular function: structural constituent of ribosome. The record is from RefSeq and is a predicted model, not a curated record.